This is a messenger RNA of Liolophura sinensis, 2073 nucleotides long. RefSeq lists its product as uncharacterized. The record is from RefSeq and is a predicted model, not a curated record. NCBI's taxonomy places the organism in Eukaryota, Metazoa, Mollusca, Polyplacophora, Chitonida, Chitonidae. The coding region runs from base 219 to 635 and encodes 138 amino acids. The transcript is spliced from 5 exons.
CGCAGGUCCAGGGUAACAGACGCUUUCAGUCAGCACUGUUCUUGCUCCCCAGGGGUUGCCCUACCACCCACCGGGAAGAUACUAUACUUGGGACAGCAUCCCUGCAUCAGACUCGGUCAGCUGGUCGCCAUUCCUCAGGACACCUGGUUACACCUGUGUGUGGAUAGAGUGCGGGUAAUGUAGACGUUUGACCGGAGAAGGCCUUCCCUGAGAACGACAUGAAGUGUCCGAUAGCCUCGUCACCAUGGCUGGCUAUAUGUUCGGUGCAUUUAAUGCUGAUGCGAGAGACUCUAGCCCGUGCUGUCAUAGAAACUGAAAGCGCAGAUAGCAAAAGCCAGUCUGUGGAGAGUCCAAGGCUUGGAGUAGAGAUCGCGCUGUAUGUGGGCCUGGCCUCACUGGUUGUAAUAUUGGCCGGUCUUUUGUUAUAUUGCAUCACAUGCAUACAGGGAACAAAAAAGCGGCACAAACCUGUCAGACGUUAUAACAAGCCGGCAACCAUCAUAAUCAAACCAGCCAGAAUGAAGAGCCACCAUCAACAAACCCGCGUUAUGCGGCCAGUAGAACCUGUACACCCUGCCGUUCUGGACGAAUAUGAAACCCAUUCGCUAACCAUGUACAUUCCACCCGAAGACUAGUCACUAAAUCAUGUGACCUCAUCUACAUACUCCACUCGCAUACUGUAAGGUGUCCCGGCUUCCUAUCCCAAGCCAGUAACAUUGACACGACACAUUCUGAAGGACUUUCGACUAAGAACCUCUAGCUUCUAGCGUAAAGGCAAACUUAUGAAGUUUGGUUCAAUUAUCUAUAUGGUAUAGGUUCGCGUAUGUUUUUUUCAGAAGUACAUAUACAUGUAUCCGAACGAUAGCAUCGGCUGUAAUCUCAGAGGACAAUUGAAGUUAACUACAUUCUAUUAAAAUAUGCUCAAUAUGCGAAUGAAGAGAAUGCAGUUCCGUAAGGAAACUUGUGAACCGAAGGGAUAUAAUGAAAAUGCGCGAAGUUUAUCUUAAUCAUUUUUUUGAACACGUGGCUCGCCCUACCUAUCAUUGCACUACUACAAUUAACAACGCAUAUGUGAUAACCGACAAAACAGCUAAUGUUGUGAACGUAUCGGUAUCCCGUCGCAGAAUGACUGUGGGUGACCGUUGUUAGUAACUUUGAGUAGAGUCUGUUAUGUAAAAAUUUGUCCUGGGGUAAUAGGCGUAUGGUACGCUAUAGUGGGCAGUAACUGUUACAAAACGCUGGUCGCCGUCGAUAAUAACUGCUUGUUGUGAGUUUUUAUUUAUCUUUUACACCGAUAGAUGCGCUAGGAAUGCUACGAAACCGUAAAUGUGACACAACACAUACCAUUUAUUAGGAAAACCAAAAAGUACAAAAAACGUUUCACGCAUUUAAAUUCUUUUUUCGCUCGCAAGAGGUGCGCUUGAGAUCAUUAUGAUGCUUGUGCGCACAAGAUCUUUAUUAGAUUGUGCUCUUGAGACGAGAUAAUUAUAUUAUUUGCUCAAGGUCUUUAUUAUGUAGUUCGUACAAGAUCUUUACGUUGCGUGUUCUCGACUACUUGACCUAUUCAUGUGAACGGCAAAAUUCUGUACUGCCAUUGGUCAUUUCUCUCAAGCCCCCCUGAAUCUUAGUAUGUCAGUCAUGUCAGUGUUAAUGUUUGUUCUCUUCAAGAACUGCUUAACCCAUGCCUCUUCUACGCUACAUAAGUUACCCGACGCGCACAGGAAAUCGGUACAAAGUCCAGUUUUCUUCUAUAGCUGUGUAAUGGAACUUCACAUCAGCUGGUACCUCUCAAAAUAUUUGGCAUGUAUGCUUAUGUCAUGAAAUCAUCCGUCGCUGUCCUUUCAUGAAACUUUGAAAACAAAAUUUCUCUUAGUUUAUAUAGACAAUUUUCGUGUUUAACUACAAAAGUUACAAAACUUGUUUCACGAAAUUUCGAGGCUACAGUCUAUAUAUGGAGAGAGUAUCUGUAUUCAUGGAGUGACUUAUUAGGUUAAUAGUGUAGAACAGUGUGUAGUAUUGGUAAUAGGGCUCAAUUACAGUUACAGAUAAUAUUCCGGCAAAGGUAUCACUGUU